Messenger RNA from Stegodyphus dumicola, 483 nucleotides. RefSeq names its product glutamate receptor ionotropic, kainate 2-like. Gene Ontology annotation, molecular function: ligand-gated monoatomic ion channel activity; signaling receptor activity. Gene Ontology annotation, biological process: monoatomic ion transport. NCBI's taxonomy places the organism in Eukaryota, Metazoa, Arthropoda, Arachnida, Araneae, Eresidae. Gene Ontology annotation, cellular component: membrane. The record is from RefSeq and is a predicted model, not a curated record.
AUGCCUGGACGGCAUUCCAGGUAUAAUAUAGCUAAGGAAUUUAUUAAGGAUGUCCAUACAAUAAAUCUGGAAGAUUUUCAGUACAUAGGGACAAAUAUCACAGGAUUCCGAAUAGUGGACGAAGAUGCAUCUGGCUUCCAAGAGAUCGUUCAGGAAUGGAGAUCAGGUCCUGCCUCUAGGAAGAUGCCAGACAUCGAUCUCGUCCACUACGCGAAGAACUUUACGACGGAGGUGGCGCUUGUUUACGACGCGGUAUGGACUUUCGCGACAGCGCUGAACACUUUGGACAAAAGUCAACGUCUGCAGCUCAAACCUAUCUCCUGUGAUACAGAAAAACCUUGGUCCCACGGAUUAGCACUUUCAAGCCACAUGAGAGAGGUGGAGUUACAGGGGCUGACUGGACGUAUUGUAUUCGAUGAAAAUGGCCUACGCACAAAUUUCACAGUCAAAGUAAUCGAUCUUACACAUUUGGGUAUGAAAGAG